Messenger RNA from Aricia agestis (brown argus), 1626 nucleotides. RefSeq names its product cytochrome P450 302a1, mitochondrial-like (gene dib). Bases 12 to 1523 code for a protein of 503 amino acids. The transcript has 9 exons. Gene Ontology annotation, molecular function: iron ion binding; monooxygenase activity; heme binding. NCBI's taxonomy places the organism in Eukaryota, Metazoa, Arthropoda, Insecta, Lepidoptera, Lycaenidae. The record is from RefSeq and is a predicted model, not a curated record.
UUCAUUUCAAAAUGCUUAGUGCUAGAAGGAGGGUUUUAAAUUUAAUGUUUACUAGAAUACGAUGUAGAUAUUCUGAUGAUGGUGUGAAAGAAAUUCGAAAAAGCUUUGGUGAAAUAAGUGGUCCUAAGAGUUAUCCUCUUAUUGGCACGUUAUACAAGUAUUGGCCUUUUAUAGGAGAUUACGAUGCAGAGGCGUUGGACGAAAUCGCAAGGACAAACUGGAAAAAGUAUGGAGGACUCGUCCGUGAAGAACCAGGGACGAAUUUACUGCACAUUUACGAACCGGAGCUCAUAGAGAAGGUGUUUCGCCAAAAGGAACGGUUCCCGGAGAGGAGGAGUCACGUCGCCAUGCUACACUAUCGAAACAGUAAACCGCAUGUAUACAACAGUGGUGGUCUAUUGUCAAUAAACGGUCCGGAUUGGUGGCGCCUGCGCAGCACAUUUCAAAAGAUAUUUUCCACACCGCAGAGUGUAAAGCAGCAUAUUGAUAUCACUGACAAAAUUGUUAGAGAGUUUGUAAAUUGGACAAAAAAUAGUUAUUUGUCCAGUGAAAGUGACUUCCUAAAGUACUUAAAUCGUCUUUACUUAGAAGUCAUAGGAGCGAUCGCUCUCGGUGAGCGCUUCCAGAGUUUUACGCUGCCAGAACAAAGCCCAUACUCUCGUAGCAGUAAAGUCAUAGAAGCUGCCUUCGGGUCAAACUGCGGCAUCUUCAAGUUGGACAAGGGUAUCCUGUGGAGAUUCUUCAAUACACCUCUAUACAAAAAGCUUGCGAAUUCUCAGAAAUACCUUGAAGAUGUAGCAAUGGAAUCUAUCAUGAGGAAGGCUAACUUUUUCGAAGACCAAUCAGGUGCCUACGAUACGUCGCUUUUGAAAUCUUUCUUGGAUCUUCCAAAUAUAGACCUGAAAGAUAUAACUGGGAUGAUUGUUGAUAUUAUAAUGGCAGCAAUAGAUACGACGUCAUAUGCCACCAGUUUUGUACUCUACCAUUUAGCUAAAAAUCCAGAGUCUCAAGACAAACUGUUUAACGAUAUACUUACGCUUCUGCCAAACAAAGAUAUGGACAUAACUCCUGAAACUCUAUCAAAAGCAGUUUACCUGAAAAGCUGUGUAAAGGAGAGCUUAAGACUCAAUCCGGUAGCAAUAGGCGUUGGAAGAGUAUUGCAAGACGAUUUGAUUCUGAAAGGCUAUUUAAUUCCUAAAGGGACUGUGAUCGUAACACAAAACAUGGUAGCCUCCAGACUUCCCCAAUACGUGAAGGACCCUCUACGUUAUAAGCCGGAGAGGUGGAUACGCGAGUCCGAUGAUUAUGAGAAUAUUCACCCAUUUCUAAGCCUACCUUUUGGUUUUGGUCCAAGAGCAUGUAUUGCGAGGCGACUGGCCGAGCAGAAUAUGUGUAUUGCAUUGUCACGGAUAAUUCGUGAGUUUCGUAUAAAAUGGAUGGGUUCAGAGUUGGGUGUGAAAACUCAUCUUAUAAACAAACCAAACCAGCCAGUGUUGUUAUCUUUCUCUCCACGAAAAAACUAACAAUUUCAUCGUAUUCUGCCUCAUCGGCGCUGCGGUCGCCGCCCCAGCCGACAUCCCACCCCAGCCCGCUCCCACCAGGGAUCUAGCUGCCCUUCGCGCCCUC